GACAGUGUCAAAGGCUUUACUAAAAUCCAGAAUAAUGGAUUUUCCAGGACACUUCGAGCAAGUCUUUCAGCAGCUAAACUACCAGAGGCUUCAUGGCCAACUUUGUGAUUGUGUCAUUGUGGUAGGAAACAGACAUUUCAAAGCCCAUCGUUCUGUUCUGGCAGCAUGUAGCACACACUUCCGAGCUCUCUUUACUGUAGUAGAGGGUGAUCAAACUAUGAACAUGAUUCAGCUGGACAGUGAAGUGGUGACAGCAGAAGCUUUUGCUGCCCUGAUUGAUAUGAUGUACACUUCUACACUAAUGCUUGGGGAGAGCAAUGUAAUGGAUGUCUUGCUAGCUGCUUCUCACCUACAUUUGAACUCUGUUGUUAAAGCAUGUAAACACUACCUUACUACCAGGACGCUACCAAUGUCUCCACCUAGUGAUAGAGUUCAGGAACAAAAUGCACGCAUCCAAAGGUCUUUCAUGCUUCAGCAGCUUGGACUGAGCAUUGUGAGCUCUGCAUUAAAUUCCAGUCAGAGCACAGAGGAACAACUAAAUACCAUGAGCUCAUCGACGAGAAGUAACAUAGAACAAUGUACUACCUUUCCUAUCCGGCGUCUCCACAAGCGUAAACAGUCUUCUGAUGAUCGGGCCAGACAGCGAAUCAGACCUACCAUAGAUGAGUCCAUUUCAGAUGUUACUCCAGAGAGCAGGCAGUCAGCAGUUCAUUCACGAGAAGAUUUUUUUUCACCAGAUUCACUGAAGAAUGUGGACAAUUCUAAGGCUGAUGCUGUUAUUGAUAAACAAGAGGAUAAUACUAUUGUGUUUGAACAAUCUUUUGGUGCUCAAGAAGAUGCUCAAGUACCCAGCCAGUCAGACAACAGUGGAGGAAACAUUUCACAGAUAUCCAUCUCAUCUCAGGUAAUACAAGUAGAAGCCAGUUUUGAUCAGGAAGCUACUUCUGAAAAAUCCAACUUCUCAUGCAAAAAUCCAGAGGUCAGUCUAAAUGAAAAAGAACACACGGGGGUGGUGGUUAAAUCUGAGCCUUUGAGUUCCCCAGAGCCUCAAGAUGAAGUGAGUGAUGCCACUUCUCAAGCAGAAGGCAGUGAGUCUGUUGAAGUGGGAGGAGGAGUGGUGAGUGCAGAGAAGAUAGAAUUGAGUCCUGAAAGCAGUGAUCGUAGCUUUUCUGACCCACAGUCCAGUACUGAUAGGGUGGGAGACAUCCAUAUUAUGGAAGUGUCAAAUAACCUGGAACACAAGUCCACUUUCAGUAUCUCAAAUUUUCUGAAUAAAAGCAGAGGUGGUAACUUUGGUGCAAGUCAAAAUAGCAAUGAUAACAUUCCAAAUACAAGGGACUGCAGAAUGGAUGGUGAUGCCUCUUACCUAUUGAGUUCAGAGUCUGGGCCUGCUAGGAAUCAUUCCUCUGUUACAGUUUGUCAUGUAGAGAAUCCAUUCAGUGAGUCUGCAGACUCUCAUUUUGUUAGACCAAUGCAGGAUGCCAUGGCUCUUCCGUGUGUACAGACUUCUGGGUACAGGGCUGCAGAACAAUUUGGUAUGGCUUUUCCAAGGUCAGGCUUGGGCCUGCACUCUUCAUCAAGGACAGUAAUGGGAUCUGUAAGAGGUGGAGCUAGUAGCUUUCCUGGCUAUCGUCGCAUAGCCCCCAAAAUGCCUGUUGUGACCUCUGUCAGAAGCUCCCAGCUACAAGAUAACACUUCCAGUUCCCAGCUGUUAAUCAAUGGGACCACUUUUGAAAAUGGACAUCCUUCACAACCUGGUCCACCACAGUUGACAAGGGCAUCUGCAGAUGUUCUUUCAAAAUGUAAGAAGGCCUUAUCUGAACAUAAUGUCUUGGUUGUUGAAGGUGCUCGUAAAUAUGCCUGUAAGAUCUGCUGCAAGACUUUUUUGACCCUAACAGACUGUAAGAAGCACAUUCGUGUGCAUACAGGAGAAAAGCCUUAUGCCUGUUUAAAGUGUGGCAAACGGUUCAGCCAGUCCAGCCAUCUAUAUAAACAUUCCAAAACAACCUGUCUGAGAUGGCAGAGCAGCAAUCUACCUAGCACUUUGCUUUAAUCUCCCCCACUCCCUAGCCCCAUGGGAAUGCUAAUACAAACUUUUAAGACUGGAGUAUUUCAGGAACACUAAUAUUCUUUUGUUCAAGGCUGAAGGUUAAGAAGCUGCCCUUGUAGAUUACUGAAUGCUUGCAUGUGAUUGUGCUGCAUUGACAAAAGUCUUGGUUCUGUAAAUUGGUGAUAAUACCAUAUUUACCUCACAGGGGUGUUGUGAGACUUAAACAACUGUUAAUGAACUGCUUUGAGAUUUUCAAAAGGAGGCACUGUAGACAGGUUAAGAGUUAUUGUUAAAUACAUGCAGAUCUUUGGGUUCCCUAAAACCAAGUAAUUCCAUUGUUGGGCAGACAGGUGGGGGUUGAGUGAGAAUAUAGUUAACUCCUAAUUAUAUUGGAGUAGUAUGUUUCAAGAAUGAAAAACUGAAGGGCAAAUAAUUGGGGGGGGGGAGAUUUUGUAAAAUUCUGAAAACAUUUAAAUAAAUGACCCAUAACAUAAGUUGGUAAGUUGUGUAUGAACAGUAAUGCAAGGAGAUCUUUACAGUAACUAAUGCAGAUUGCAUAUUCUUAAAAGAAAACCAACCUUGGCUGCACCUGUCUGCCAUAAAAUGCUUUAAAAUGUUAAUUAUGAAAGUAGUUUUAGGGUUCUGAAUGCGUUUUUGGUUGUUUUGCAGUAAAGGACAGUGUGUAAUGAAGGUACUUAAAAUCAGUCCACAACAAGUAACUUCUGGACUGUUAGAUGUGUAUAUAAAUACUUUGAAUACAGCAAGGUCUGGUUGUUUCACCAUUUUUUCUGUAAAAUCUUGUAUUGAGUAAUAAGUGAAAUACUGCUUCUUGUUUGUGCUAUUCUUAGCAAUAUUUUAACCAACUUGUAUUUCAUAUGUUUAAAUUUCAUAGGCAUGGAAGCCUGAAACGAGCUUGUCUAUAUCUACUUUGUUUUUUUUAAAUGAGAGAUGAUUUGUGGUGGCUCUUUUUACUGGGUAAGGUAGUUUCUUACUCCAGAUGCAAAUAGUGAAUCUGAUUCACAUUAUUGUGUAAGCAUAUUAUCGUUUCCUCAUUUUAUCUUCAGGCUUUAAUUUCCUCUUCCAUAUACUUACUGUCCUUCCUAACUAUAUAUUGUCCCUCAGAUCAAUGUCAGGAAUGAUCCUCACUUGCCAUAUUUAUGGAUGUCUCUGUAUAAAAUGUAGCUAUCAACACCAAUCCUUCAGUUUAGAGUAGUAUCAUAAAUGUACUUUUUCAUAUAACUAAAAAUCUAGCAUUAAUUUCAUUAAAAAGAUAGCAUUAUACACUUUGUAAA
Molecule: messenger RNA, 3342 nt
Organism: Phalacrocorax carbo (great cormorant)
Lineage: Eukaryota; Metazoa; Chordata; Aves; Suliformes; Phalacrocoracidae
Source: RefSeq, a predicted model, not a curated record